GUUCUUCCCCUCUUACUCAACCUUCAGCUAAUCAGGCAACAUUGAUUUGGGGGGGCAAUGUCUGAUAAAUAAGAGCUCAGCAUGAUACCAGCAGAGAAAGUAAGAUCCUGCCAGGUGCUGAUUGCUUGCACUCCUAUGGGAUACAGUGUUACAUUUAAAGAGAUAGAGCUGAACUGUGGAUGAGCCAGACCUCACCAUUAACAUUCCCUGGCAAGAUGCUCAGGGUUUGGAGCCACAAGAGAGGCAAAUCCCUUACAGAGAAAAAGAGAGAGUUCCUUAACAGUAAAUCUGGAAAAUACGGUCCUUCUCUGCCAUUGCUGUUUGCAGUCUGCUGCUUGAGUGCUCUUCAUCUAUCCUCUGGUUUCCCUCAAUCGGCAGCACAAUAUAUGGCCGAUAUGGACAUUCCAGAAAGUGAGAGAUUAUCAUUGUGCUUUAGCCAGUGGACAGCACUAUUGGAUCAACCACAGAUAUCCAAUUUUGUCAUGGAUCUUUGUAGCUCCAUUUACAAUAGAAUGAAGAUACACGAGGGGAAUGAUCAAGAGGUAUAUAAAAGAUUUUUAUUCCAGUACUCCAGAGCACAAGACCCUGCUCUAAAAACUGGGGAAUCACAUAUUACUACAGAAGAGUAUACAAAAAAGGAUAGCUCUGGUACAGUGGGAAGGCCAUUUUUCCUUUUCAGGCCUAGAAAUGGAAGAAAGGUUUCCAUAGAUGAACACUAGCAUAUUUAUAAAGAACUCACUGAAGAUAUUGUCUAAGGGGAACAAGGCCUUAUCAAGGAUCCUUUUGUAUAAUAUUAAUAAUAAUAAUAAAAAAUAACAAUAAUAAAAUGAAUAUUGGUAUACGUUCAGUGUCUUGCACCAAAGUUCUGUCAGAGAGACAUUAUUUUUUUAUUGUCCCCAAUAAUUUGAACUUUGUACAAUAAUCUAAAGGUUACCUGUACUUUUACUACAGUUAUCCUUUAUUGGGCCACCUCCCCAGCAUACCCCUCCACACUUUGAGCCUAGUUUUACACUAAUCCAGGUUUAAAAUCAGCUGAACUUGCAUGAUUUCAAACCUGCAUGUCAGUCUGACUUCGGGAGCGAUUUCAGUGAGACAUCUAUGCAGGUCCCUGCACAGAUCUCUAUUGAAAUCGCCCCCAAAGUUGCCAAAAGUAGUACAGAAACUACUUUUGCGAAUCAGUGCAGCCCAAAUUCGGCGUUGCACUGAUUCAGACAGUGCCAUUGCUGGCAAUAGGUGGCGAUUUGACAAGUCAAAAUGGCCCGAUGUAAACGUGGGCUUAGUCUUGUGCCCUGUACACACGACCGGGUUUUCCAACGGAAGAACUGCGAGGAUAGCUUUUGGCCGGGAAUCCCAGCCAUGUGUAUGCUCCCUCGCAGUUUUCCCAAUGGGAAAACUGCCAGAAUCGUCCGGCAAAAAAAACAGAACCUGUGGGGAAAAAGACAGAUGGAGCAUACACACGGUCGGGAUUCCAGAGGAAAAGCUCUCAUCUGAGUUUUCCCGAUGGGAAAACCAAAC
Rana temporaria (common frog) is the source of this 1515-nucleotide messenger RNA. It is a transcript of the gene NMS, whose product is annotated as neuromedin S. The coding region runs from base 180 to 719 and encodes 179 amino acids. Lineage: Eukaryota; Metazoa; Chordata; Amphibia; Anura; Ranidae. The record is from RefSeq and is a predicted model, not a curated record. The transcript is spliced from 10 exons.